AUGACAGGCACCAACAUCCUUGCAGCCUCAGCUCCACAUGGCCGCCUCAGCAAUGGAGGUAUGGAACAUGGUCUACUUGGACUCAAUGCCCCCAUCCUCCCCUGGUAUGCAGUUGAAGCUCUGCUGGAGGUGGCAGUUGAAGAUCCAAUGGACGGAAAUCAUCAUGAAGGAAAGAAAUGCUGUGUCAGUUACCAGAAGAGUCGAAUCCCUGAAAAACUCAUUAGAGCGUAUGAAGAAACAGACAUUCGGUGUGCAAACCCUGGAGUCAUCUUUACUCUAAACAACGGCAAAAAGAUGUGUGCAAAUCCUGAAGACAAGUGGGUGCAGAGGGUCAUGAAAACAAAUGAAUUAAAGAAGAGCGAGAUUACAAUCCUGUCCUCAACUCAGCCGAGUGUUUAAAUCCUCUCUCCGUUAAUAAGUAUUUUUUAAUCAUAGUUAAACUUUUGUUUGAAUUAGUCCUGCACUGUUGAGCUGAAUUACACUGGAGGCAAUGAGGAUGAAUUAAUUAUAUCUUUAUACCUAAGAAAGGACAUUAACUUGCAUAUUAUGAUGAUGUUUCUAUUUGUUUGAUCACAUUUUCACCUUUUAAAAGAAAACUUGUGAAACG
Molecule: messenger RNA, 607 nt
Organism: Neoarius graeffei (lesser salmon catfish)
Lineage: Eukaryota; Metazoa; Chordata; Actinopteri; Siluriformes; Ariidae
Product: C-C motif chemokine 14-like
Exons: 3
Coding region: 1-399 (132 amino acids)
Biological process (GO): inflammatory response; cellular response to tumor necrosis factor; positive regulation of GTPase activity
Cellular component (GO): extracellular region
Molecular function (GO): CCR chemokine receptor binding; chemokine activity
Source: RefSeq, a predicted model, not a curated record